UUCCAGCAUCUCUGCUGACGGUUGCCGCUUUCUUUGCUCACAAGCCCAUGUGUGUUCUCAUGGGAUCUUCCCAUUGUACAGAGGAGGAAACUGAGGCUGAGUCCGAGCACUCCCUUGGUGGAGAUGGCCGUGGGGGAUCGUAUAACACCUGCGCCAGGGUUUUCCACAGCCGCCGCCUGCCCUGAGAGCACAGUUGCACACCCCGGAGAGAAGGGGAGAGAUUUUCAGGUCAGAGAACUGGGGGACCGAACUGCACCGGGAAAGGCAGAAGCAGGAGGGACAAUGACUUCCAGCAAAAUUGAGAUGCCCGGUGGGAUGAAGGCUGACCCGGCGGCUUUGAUGGCAUCUCUGCACUUGCUGCCUUCUCCCACUCUCAACUUGGAAAUCAAGUACACCAAAAUUUUUAUCAACAAUGAGUGGCAAAACUCGGAGAGUGGAAAAACGUUCCCCGUAUUCAAUCCUGCAACGGGAGAGCAGAUCUGUGAGGUGCAAGAAGCCGACAAGGCCGACACGGACAAGGCGGUGAGGGCCGCUCGGCUGGCCUUCUCCCUGGGCUCGGUGUGGCGGAGGAAGGACGCCUCCGAGCGAGGACGCCUCUUGGAAAAACUGGCUGACCUGGUGGAGAGAGACCGGGGCCUUCUUGCUACCAUGGAGUCGCUGAACAGUGGGAAGCCAUUCCUCCAGGCUUUCUACGUUGACCUUCAUGGCGUCAUCAAGACCUUGCGGUACUUUGCCGGUUGGGCAGACAAGAUUCAUGGGCUGACCAUCCCGGUGGACGGAGACUAUUUCACCUUUACGAGGCAGGAGCCCAUUGGCGUGUGUGGACAGAUCAUCCCCUGGAACUUCCCCCUCUUGAUGUUUGCGUGGAAGAUUGCGCCUGCCCUUUGCUGCGGCAACACUGUGGUCCUCAAGCCGGCCGAACAAACCCCGCUCACCGCCCUCCACCUGGGCGCCCUCAUCAAGGAGGCGGGGUUUCCUCCGGGCGUGGUCAAUAUUUUGCCAGGAUUUGGACCCACCGUAGGGGCAGCAAUUGCUUCACAUGCGGGGAUUGAUAAAAUUGCCUUCACGGGGUCCACAGAGGUCGGAAAGCUGAUUCAAGAAGCAGCUGGCAGAAGCAACUUGAAGAGGGUGACUCUGGAACUCGGGGGGAAGAGCCCCAAUAUUAUCUUUGCAGAUGCAGACUUGGACUACGCGGUGGAGCAGGCCCACCAAGGGGUCUUUUUCAAUCAAGGCCAGUGCUGCACAGCUGGCUCCCGGAUCUACGUGGAGGAGCCCAUCUAUGAGGAGUUUGUCCGGAGGAGCGUUGAACGGGCCAAAAGGAGAGUUGUAGGGAGUCCCUUUGACCCAACUACAGAGCAAGGACCACAGAUUGACAAGAAACAGUACAACAAAAUCCUGGAGCUGAUCCAGAGUGGGGUGGCCGAAGGAGCCAGACUGGAAUGUGGGGGCAAAGGUUUGGGCCGCAAGGGAUUCUUCAUCGAACCCACGGUGUUCUCCAAUGUGACCGAUGACAUGCGCAUUGCCAGGGAAGAGAUCUUUGGCCCUGUUCAAGAAAUCUUGCGGUUCAAAACCAUGGAAGAAGUGAUCGAGAGAGCCAACAAUUCCGACUUCGGGCUGGUCGCUGCCGUCUUUACCAGCGACAUCAACAAGGCGCUGACGGUCUCCUCCGCCAUGCAGGCGGGAACUGUCUGGAUAAAUUGUUACAAUGCCUUAAAUGCCCAGAGUCCUUUUGGGGGUUUCAAGAUGUCUGGCAACGGAAGAGAAAUGGGAGAAUGCGGGCUGCGAGAAUACUCGGAAGUGAAGACGGUGACCAUAAAGAUUCCUCAGAAGAACUCGUAAGGGAAGAGGGAAGCGCCGUGCUCCCCAGCACCAGGCGGGCCUCUAUUUUCCUCUAGAGGGACUAAGCACUCAGGAAUUUUUAAAAAGUGACACUGAUGUUUGUUUUUUUUAAAAAUAGCAUUGCAGCCAGGUUCAUUAUUCAACUUGAUGGGUUCUUCUCCACUGCUGACACCGUGCUCCUUUGAUCUCGUGCACUAGAAAAACCUUCUGAAACGUCUGAGCUCUAUGGCUGAUCAGUGUUCCCAUGCAGAGGCACACAUGCGCAGUCUCCCCGUUCGGACAAGAAAGGCUGCUUUUACACGACUUUUCGGCUUGGGGGGAUUCCGGGGGAGGAGCAGGCAGGAGGCCGCCCGCAGCCACGGCCGGAGGCCAGAGCCACUGGCCACCGAGAGCCGCUCUGCUCUCUGGCAACGCGUCCAGACGGGCCUGCACGUAUCCUGGGCUCCUGAUCCGUGCCGUCACCUUAGAGAGGUGGGUCCUGGUCCUCCUCAGGUGGGAGGAACACGCGGCUUGCCUACGUAGGGUCGUGAAGCUUCCAUCCUGGGCUGAAAGCGGGGGGUCUCGGAGAGAAAGCCCCUGCCUUGCAACUGCUUGAUUUGAAAUAGUCCCCUGGUUAAGAACGCCCGGUUUACAGACGACCCAGAGUUCAGAACGGAGCCUACUGUAGCCAGAUCUGAGUGAGACGCACAAGGGUUCGAGUUCAUUACACAAUACUACUUAUGCAGUAUUAUACAAUCAUACUGUUCUGGCUUAUGCACAAAUUCGACUUAAGGACAGACCCUGGGAACAGAACUCCGUCUUAAACCAGAGACUACCUGUAACUCAUUGGCUAGCAGCCCCCCCCCAAAUCUUGCUGCAUUUCCCCCUCUUCUCCUUGAUUUUGAGGCAGCAGCACGGUGGCAAGAGCGGAGUCCCCCAUGGCUGCAAUGGCCUGGCACACGGCAUCCCCUUUUCCUCCCGGUCCUCAGUGCCCCCAUACUUUGGGCAGGGCUGGGGAGCCACCUCUUCCCUCCUCUUGCUGAGUCAGAUUGAGUGAGCUUUUGCCAGGCCCGAAUUUUGGCCCCAGCAGAGGCAGGCUCCAAGUCCUUCGCCAUUUGAGCCAGGCAGGGAGGAGGCCGCCGGAAGGCACCAGCCGGUUCAGGCUCCCCAACUUUGCCCUUAUAAAGCCACUUCUGGGAAGACCUCGGCAGCAGAGCAGACGCGGUGCCUGAGCAAGGAAGCGGUGCCUGUCCUGGCCCGAGGAGCCACUCCUCCCAUUCUCUUUCCUUCCCAGAGGGGUCAUGAACAUGCCUGCUUGGGCAAAGCCUUCAGGGGCCCUCACGAAAACGAGGUUCCUGGAUCCCCCACAUGACUGCAGAAGGCAACUGGGGGGGGUUGUUCCCCUAUCCUACUCAGGGUGCGGGUGCAGCUCCCUCCCAGUUGCUCAGGGAGCUACGAUGCCAAUUCCAAAUACUUAUCAGCCAGGUGGUUCCUCCUUGCCGCCAAAGAGCACAACAUCACUUCCAACCAUUAGAUCUCCAGAUUAUCUGAUGAUUUUGCCCUACAUGCCAACCUGGCCCUCACUGAAGCGGGCAAAGGCUGACUCAAUCAGCCGCCAGCAACAUUGUCUCCACCCAGUGACCGAGCAGCCCUCCCUCCCAGCACUGGCAGAAGGUUUGGGGAGACACCCCCCCAAAAAGGAGGCUGGAAUUAAGACAGGGGAACCUGUAGGUAGGCAGAUGGAGCUGAGUUGCUCCCGUCGGAUCCCUCCCGGCGCCGCCCGAUGCGGAGUGCAGAACCUGGGCAGGCCGGGGCCGUGGAGAAGAAAUCCUGUAGAUAGCCGACGCGGCCAGCUAGCUGCACGAGGCCUCCGGGGACGGGGCAGCCUGCGCAGGGCUCCAUUUCUAACUGCCCACAGCGGGAACCAUCCUUGGUUCUGCUUUCUGCUUUAACUGCCAGUUUCUGAUCUCGGGCAGCCCACGAGCGGAGACCUUGUUCUGAAAAGAAAGGAAAGGAGCUCAGAGGGUGCCCUCACCUUGCUCAAACAGCCCCCCACAACACCCC
Python bivittatus (Burmese python) is the source of this 3882-nucleotide messenger RNA. Lineage: Eukaryota; Metazoa; Chordata; Lepidosauria; Squamata; Pythonidae. The record is from RefSeq and is a predicted model, not a curated record.